Molecule: messenger RNA, 4310 nt
Organism: Bombyx mandarina (wild silkworm)
Lineage: Eukaryota; Metazoa; Arthropoda; Insecta; Lepidoptera; Bombycidae
Source: RefSeq, a predicted model, not a curated record
AUGUCUUUCGGAAAUUUAAGUAAUUUCGAUCAUAACAUGCAAACUUGGAAUACUUGGAGAUGCAGACUCACACAGUGGUUCAUCGCGAACGAUAUUAACGUGGUGAAAGAUCCAGCAGGAGUCAAAAGACGGGCCAUAUUGCUUAGCACACUCAGCGAAUCUACCUACAAACUGGCAGCUGAUCUCGUGCUGCCUAAAGAAGUUCAAGAAGUACCAUACGAAGAUAUAGUUAGUACCUUGGACAACCAUUUCACUCCAAAAUCAGUGGGAUUUGGCGAGCGUCAUCAUUUUUAUGCCGCCACACAACUACCCCAGGAGACACCAUCACAGUGGGCUGCGAGGUUACGAGGUCUCACUUCUCAGUGUAACUUCAGCAAUGUAGAAGAAGCAUUAAGAGAUCGAUUCAUUAUGGGUAUGCUGCCGGGCGUGGAGAAAGAAAAAAUGUACGUGCAGGAGCUGGCCGGGCUGACCUUCGCCAGGGCUGUGGAGCUGACCGAGAGCUUGCGCAGCGCCCGCGCGGCUGCUGCUGCAAGCGCUGCUGCCGAGACUGUCGUUACAGAGCUGUACAAAAUAGGCAAACGUUCUCCGACUAGUGUACCUCAAAGUGCAAAAGUAAAGUGUUCCGUGUGUGGUUAUUCGAAUCACAAAGCCGCGGAGUGUCGUUUUGCGAGUUACACUUGUAGGAAGUGCAACAAAAAAGGACAUUUGCGUAGAAUGUGCAAAAGAAUCAAUUAUGUUGUAACGGAGGAGAACGAUGAAGGUGACGGUGACGACGGUAAAAUUUGUAACAUUCGAUCUUUGCGAGGUGAACCAUUAAUCGAAGCCGUGUGUGUCAAUGGUAUCAGAAUGAACUUUGAGAUUGAUAGUGGGUCAGCUGUUACCGUUAUGUCCGUAGAUACAUAUAACGAACAUUUUAAAAACAUUCCCUUAUUUAGCACAAAUAAGAAGUUAUUAAGUUACUCGGGUGACGUGUUAGGUUGCGCCGGUCGCGCUCAGUUGUUAGUGGAGUGGCGGGGUCGCACGCGCCAGCUCGACGUGUACGUGGUGCGCGAUGGCGGACCGCCUUUACUGGGCCGCGACUUCAUCGCACAAUUUGAACUGCAGCUAGCGCCCGUAUAUAAAUGUGCCACUACCCGUGACACGUUGAAAUUAAUACAGGAACAAUAUCCCGCCGUGUUCUCGGACAAGCUAGGUAAAUUCAACAAAUAUAAAGUUAAUUUGAAAUUAAAAGAAAGUGCUCAUCCUAUAUUUUUUAAACCACGGCCGGUCGCAUUUGCUCUGCGUGAAAAAGUGGAAAAAGAGAUAAACCGUUUGGUGGGACUGGGAGUACUCCGACCAGUCGAGCAUUCCGACUACGCGUCACCAAUAGUCCCGGUACUGAAACGUGACGGUUCGGUCCGUAUCUGCGCGGACUACUCUGUUACUAUAAACAAGCAAUUAGUUGUAGAACAGUAUCCGUUGCCUACCGUAAACGAGUUGUUUUCUAAACUAUACGGGGGCCAGAAAUUUACUAAAUUAGAUUUGUCUAUGGCCUACGGUCAGUUUUGUCUGGAUGAAGAAUCCCAAAAGUUAACUUGUAUCAAUACGCAUAAAGGGAUCUUCGCGUAUACGCGUUUGGUGUUCGGGUUAGCUAGUGGGCCAUCAAUUUUCCAGCGAGCCAUGGAUACAGUGCUAGCGGGCCUGGACGGCACGCUGUGUUUAUUGGACGAUGUGCUCAUAACGGGUCGCAAUGACUCUGAACAUCUUGAGAGAUUGCAUCAGGUCCUACAACGGUUGCAAGACGCAGGAUUUGUUCUACAAAAGUCUAAAUGUCAGUUCUUUCAAGAUGAAAUUAAUUAUUUAGGGUCUACCAUUAAUAAAGAGGGGCUAAGGAAAUCACCCGAUAAAAUAAAAGCAAUAUUAAAGGCACCGGCGCCUACGAAUGUUAGUCAACUACGAUCUUUCUUAGGCUUAGUAAAUUAUUAUAGGAAUUUUGUACCGAAUGCAUCUUGUAUUCUCGGACCAUUAUACGAACUUUUAAAAAAAGAAACAAAGUGGCGUUGGUCUAAGUUACAUGAUAAGGCGUUUAAUGAAAUAAAAAAAAUGUUAGCAUCCGAUAAUGUAUUGGCCCAUUUUAAUCCUAAUGCAAAUAUAAUUCUCACUGUAGACGCGUCGCCCAAUGGAUUAGGUGCUAUUCUAUCACAGGUGAGUUCCGAUGGCCAGGAAAAACCUAUCUCUUUCGCUUCGCGCACGCUCAACGACGCCGAGAAAAGGUACUCACAAAUCCAAAAGGAAGCAACCGCGAUUAUAUUUGGUGUUCGUCGAUUUCAUCAAUAUUUGUACGGCAGGUCAAAUCCAUUUAUACUAAGGACGGACCACAAACCGCUGCUCUCAAUAUUUGGCCCACAACGAGGCAUCCCAGAAGUCUCGGCAAACAGACUUCAAAGAUAUGCAAUUUUUCUUAGUGGUUAUAAUUAUGUAAUCGAGUACGUGAAGAGUGCAGAUAAUAGUGCGGACUAUCUGUCUCGUGCGAGUCUACCGGCCGGCGCGGGCGCGUGCGGUGGUCGAGGCGGGGGGACCAGGCGCGGAGCGGGAGCGGUCGAUGUCGAUGCGUUCGACAGCGCCUCUUAUGUUUGCUUCGUAGUGCAAGGCGCACUCCCGAUAUCGGUGACUGAAUUACGUAACGCAACCAGCAAUGAUAGCAUAUUACGUGAAGUCAUCAAAUAUAUUCAAAACGGAUGGCCUAAAAAAAUUAUUAACGCAGAAGUUAAGCCUUACUACUUAUGUAGAUUGCAACUGUCCGUUGAAAAUGGUUGCGUUAUGAGGGGUCAUAAAGUGGUGAUACCAGGAAGUUUGCGUCACCGUAUUUUAACAGAGUUGCAUACCUCACACAUGGGCAUAGUUAAAACAAAGGCUGAAGCUCGAUCUCGAUGUUGGUUUCCAGGCUUAGACGACGCCUUAGAAAAUAUGAUUAGCUCAUGUGAGGUGUGUAUGCAGCUACGACCGACUCCGCCGCGCACUCCGGUGUGCCCGUGGGAAUACCCCCCACAACCCUUUUACCGUGUACACUUAGACUUUCUAGGUCCGCUGAAUGGUCGGAUGUACCUGGUCCUAGUAGACGCGUACUCCAAGUGGCUUGAGGUGUACGAGAUGGCUUCCACAACUACUAGUGCGGUCAUUGAAAGAAUGUAUGAGUACAUGUCCAGAUACGGAUUGCCUCAUACGGUAGUUACGGAUAACGGUACUAAUUUUUGUUCUCAGGAGUUUCUUAAUUUUUGUACACUAAACGGUAUAUCUCAUAUUACUUCGCCGGCAUACCAUCCGGCAAGCAACGGACAAGCCGAAGCUUAUGUGAAAAUAGUAAAAAGGGGUAUCAAAACUUGUUUGUUGAGUAGUACAAAUGCUAGGGAAAACAAACUGCGACUAUACAAAUACGUUUUCGAUUAUAGAAACUCGGUUCACUCGACAACAGGAAUGUCUCCGGCACAGUUAGUGUUUGGUCGCAAAUUACGUUCACGUUUAGAUUUAAUGAACCCGCGUUCGCCACCGUCGCCUUCAUCUGCUUCGUUGACUGAUUAUGUUUUAUCUAAACAGUGUACGCAAAGUAAAACAAAAGGAGGGAAAGUCAGAAAUUUUGAGCUAGGCCAAGUAAUUAUGUACAAAAAAUAUCUUGUUAAUAAUAAAUAUACGUGGUGUAAAGGUGUGAUAUUAAAGAGAAUUGGUAAAAACGUAUACAUUGUAAAAGACUUUAAAUCUUCAAUACAACUCAAGAGGCACUCUGAACAGCUGUUUUCGUGCAAAACCAAAUGUGGUGCCAGUCAAACCUGGGCGGAUGACUUGAGCGGUUCUAUUGCUCCAACCGUUGCUAGUCCGGCAACGGGGAUGAUGUCGUCGCCUUGUGAUGAUAGUAGCGGCAUCGGACCUCACACACACGACGAAGAGAGUGCAACUGAGGAGAGGGAAGAGGAGAGCGGCCGCACAGGAAUCUCUAGUGCAUGUGACAACCAGCCGAAUCGGGAGUCACCGGAACCGAGCCACGUAACUGUCACGCGAGGAGUGCGUCGACCCGCGCAGUCUGAAGACUCUGAAGAAGGGGAUCUGUUCUUCGAGGCAGAGGAGGCGAGCUUGGAGCCCCAAAAUAUUAGGGAGCCCAGGUUUCCUAAACGUAACCGUCCCAGGGUUAAUUAUAGACAGUUUUAUUAAAUGUGUAGCUUGUAAUUUUGUUUGUCUUAAUAGUUAAUGUGUCUUGAACUGAUAAGGGAGGAAAUGUUAUGUUUGUAAUAAAUGUUAGUGUGUCACUGGCCGUCUUGAGUAUCACUUGUCCCCAUACA